CAUUAAUCAUUUUACUCUUAAGAAAUAAAACGCAACGGUGUUGAAUUACCAAAAAGAACUUUCUAAUCGAACGUACAUGUUUAUUAUUAUUGAACAGAAAAGAUUUCUAUGGUUGUUAUGGAAAUUGUUUAGAUUUUUUUCUGUGAAUAUUUAGUCUAAAGAGGAUAGGAUGAGAAGUAAAGUUACAUUGUUUGCUGGUAGGGUAAUGAAAUGCCUGAAUAGUAGAGUGAAGAAAACAAGUUGUUUUGACGGAACUUUUGAUCGAAAUUAACUUAAUUUCAGCUAUUUGUGACAGUUUGUUACAGCCCUACAAUGAGACUGGAUAUAGAUGUAGGGGAAUAUUGUCGCAAGCUCCGAGCAGAAAAGCAACCACCAUACGAAUGCCCAUUCAUACAAUGUGGAAAGGUAUAUAAAUCACUUUGUGGGCUCCAGUAUCACCUACUGAAUGUGGAUCACAAUGCGACAGCAACUGCUGGCAUGCCUGUUGUUGAUGGCGUUCCUGUCAUCACCCCUACCACACCAUCAGGGCGCAAGAAAAGCAGGGGAGCACACCAUUCACGUUCAUCUACAGUGGACAUCUUGACACCACCUGCUCGAGAAGGCUUGACAUAUGCAGAAGCCCAAAAAAUGGUGGAAUUUGAAUUUGGCAACAUAACAACAAGAGUGUCUAUCUAUGAAGAGCUGCAGGUUUACGGGCUGGAAGAAGCCUUGGCAGCAGGCUUGAAUUUGGAGGAUUUGAGGAUAAAUGAUGCAAAAUUUAAGCAGCAAUCGGAGGACAGCAAAUUAAACUUACCAGAUCCAUCUUUCAGAAUUUUGGAUGAUUAUAAAAUUAGCGAUGCACCUCCAAUGCCCAAUUCGUACAUCAGGUUCAUUGAGCGCUCGGCCGAGGAACUGGACACUGAGGUCGAGUAUGAUAUGGAUGAAGAAGACUGUGCAUGGUUGAGUAUUAUCAAUGAAACUAGAGUGGCCAAGAAUUUACCAGAGGUUCCAGUAGACACGUUUGAAUUAUUGAUGGACAGACUAGAGAAAGAAUCAUAUUUUCAAAUGCAAAGUUCCAGUAAAUGUGGAGAAGACACUGCAGUGUCAAUGAUUGAUGAUGAUGCUGUGUGCUGCAUCUGCAUGGAUGGCGAGUGCCAGAAUUCAAAUGUCAUUCUCUUCUGUGACAUGUGUAACUUGGCUGUUCAUCAGGAUUGUUACGGUGUUCCUUACAUCCCGGAGGGCCAGUGGUUGUGUCGCAGAUGUCUUCAGUCGCCGUCCAGAGCUGUGGAUUGUGUUCUGUGUCCAAACAAUGGUGGAGCAUUCAAACAGACAGAUAGAGGCCACUGGGCCCAUGUAGUGUGUGCUUUGUGGAUCCCAGAAGUGAGGUUUGCUAACACGGUUUUCUUAGAGCCAAUAGACAGUAUUGAAAUGAUUCCACCUGCUCGCUGGAAGCUGACGUGCUAUAUUUGUAAGCAGCGAGGCGUUGGUGCUUGUAUCCAGUGCCACAAGACAAACUGCUAUGCAGCGUUCCACGUGACUUGCGCCCAGCAUGCAGGGCUGUUCAUGAAGAUGGAGACUGUGCGUGACUCUCACGGAGGUAUCACGCUUGAGACCGGUCCAAUACUAGUGCAGAAAACUGCAUUUUGUGAUGCACAUACUCCGGCUGAUGCAGAAACUCGUCCACGUCUGCCUUUGAUGAGUAAGCAAAAAGACCAUAACCAUCAGCAUCAAGCACAAGUGUUGAACCACCACCAGCAGCAGUCAGGCACAUCCCGUACGGAAAGUAAUUCAGGAAAUGAAACACACAAGGAUGACUCUCAAGAGAAGAUGCAUAAUGCCCGUAAAAUUCUUGCAAAAAAGCGUUCUGCUGUACCCAUUAUUUCAAUUCCCACCAUACCCCCUGACAGGAUACAGGAUAUAGCAUCACGUGUAAAUUUAGUAAAGAAAAAUCAGUUCAUACAGCGUCUGAUUGCAUAUUGGACCCUGAAGCGACAAAUGCGCAAUGGAGUUCCUUUGCUUCGACGCUUACAAAGUUCACAUUUAUCUCGGAGAGGUGAUUUCCACCCACAACAGGAAGUGGGAGAGUUGUAUCGCCAGCUGAAAUAUUGGCAAUGCUUACGACAAGACCUGGAGAGAGCUCGUCUACUGUGUGAACUUGUUCGGAAGCGAGAGAAGCUAAAAAAUGAACUCUGCAAAGUAAAGGAAAAGUCCCUUGAACUUGAACUUCAGCCUUGUGUGUGUUUCUUGCGGCAGCUAUGGGAGAUUGUUCAAGCAAAGGAUACUGGUGAUAUUUUUCGAGAGCCAGUCGAUCAGACGGAAGUGCUAGAUUACGCAGAUGUGGUGAAGCAACCCAUGGACCUGUCAACUAUGAAAACGAAGCUUGAGUCACACCAGUAUCCAGAUUUGUGGUCAUUCGAAGCAGAUUUCAAACUAAUGAUUCAAAACUGUAUGGCAUAUAACUCUCGUGACACUAUUUUUUACAAAGCUGCAGUGAAACUGAGAGAUCAGUGUGCUCCGCUGUUCCGCAUGGCUGAGCGUGACUUUGUCACUGGCAGCUUUGAUUUGGCCAAUGACGUGCUGCAAAGUGUUGGGGAAGAUGCAAAAAAUAAAUCAUCAAAUGAUAUUUCCACUACAAAUACAAAGUCUGACAGUCAGAAUAAGCAGCCAGAUUCAGCUGAUGUGUGUCAACCACAUGUUUCCAAUGAAACGUUGGCGGUCACGAAAAAUGACAGGAAUCAGCCUCGCACUGAGCAUGUGAACUGUGUUGAAGGUCUAACAAAUGUCCAGAACACAUCAGUUGACUCACCUCGAGUCAAACACACGCGAGGCUUUAAAGUUGAAUUUGGAAAAAAUCAAUCCAAAAAUAGUUCGAGUGCUGCAACUAAAGGUGGAGACUCAUCAUCAGGAGAAGAUGGAUUUGAAUCUGAUACUGAACAUGAAGAAACGACAGAUGAAGACAGUGGAAAAAAGUCAGUUACAACAAACUCUACUACUGCUAAUGGGAAAGUAAAAUCUACAACUAACUCAGCACCACCACGACGUUUUACACGGCGUUUUGCUAAAGAUGCAGCCAAAUUGUCAGCUGAGAAAGAGACGGGCACGGCUUCUGCUGUGUUCACUCCGGCACAGACACCAACUCAGAGUUUGAGUAUGAAGACGGUAUCACCGACAGGAAUAAAUCGAAGAACUGCUGUCCUUUUCACUCGAAAAGCAGCAGCAGCAGCAUUUCGGAAGCCUGAACCAGCUAUUUUGUCCAGCAAUGUAAACACCAGUUCUGGACCAAGCAGCACGCCAGUGGUCCACAGACGACGUGUUGGUCGCCCAAGAAAAAAUGUACCAACCGAAAAUGUGUGUACGCCCCGUGCUCCAUCUCCAAUCAUUCCUCUAGCAGUGGUGGGCCGUUCAGAGUCUACUCUGGAUUCUGUUUGUCCUGUACCUUGCUCGGAGAGCUUCCGGGUGUACAGAAGUGGUGGAGAUAUUCCAGGAGAGACGGAUGAUGACACUCAGUCGGACUCGAGUUGUUCGAGUUGUUCGAGCACGGAUGACAGCAGUGGCAGUAGUGGUGACAGUUCGAGCCUGGACCUGGCUCGCCAGACGGGAGCAGAGUCGUCGGCAGAGGACGACAGUGCAGUGGCGAGCCAGGGCUCGGUACACAAGCUAGAGCCUCUGGAUCUGGCUUGGGCCAAGUGCCGUGGCUACCCAUGGUACCCAGCACUGAUUAUCAAUCCAAAAAUGCCUCGUACUGGAUACUUGCAUAACGGUGUGCCAAUACCUGCUCCACCGCUUGAAGUUUUAGCUUUGGCUGCAAAUUAUUCUGAUCCUGUGUAUCUGGUUCUCUUUUUUGAUACUAAACGCACAUGGCAGUGGCUGCCGAGGAACAAGCUGGAGCCACUGGGAGUGUUGCUGGAGGUGGACCAGGCCAAGCUGGUGGAGUCGCGCAAACCCACCGACCGAAAAGCUGUCCGCAAAGCGUAUCAGGAAGCCCUGCAUCACCGCUGCCAAGUGACCGGUGCGAACACCGCGUCUGGAUCCGGAGCCACCACCAGGAAGAACAAGCUUCCGGUGGUAACUUCACUGACUCCGGACACGGCCGGUGAACAUGCUUGAACCCUUAUCCUGGUGUCCAGUGCUUUUAGUUAGGUUCUAGAGGCGUUGUUUGCAUGGCUGUAGUGAUUGAACUUCUGCAUCCAAAGGUUUAGUGAGUGUGUAGAGUACAAAUAUUAAAAUUAGGCCUGUGUGAAUAUCAGUUUUUUUAGUUUGAAUAGUAAGAAUGAGAAUUUUAAUCCCACUAAAUAAUUUUAUCACAUCAUAUAACAGUAGGGAAAGAAAAAGUAAAUGUGUAGUGUAGGGGCUUCUAGGAAAUUAGACAAAUAAUAAUAAAGUGAAAGUUGGUUAGGUAAAGUCAGCUACAAUAAUCAUACAUAUAAUUUUGUUAAAAUAUUUAAAUUUUGAUUUUAAAAUGUUUUUUUUUUAACUAUGCAGCUAACCUAACUUAACGUAACCAACUUACAUUUCAUUUCAGUUCGUAUUUGCCUUAUUUUCCAGAACCUGCUACUCUACAUAUUGAUCCAAAAAAUUGUUGUUAACCGCAAAAUACCAUGAAAUCCAAUCUGCCUCAUAACAAACAUGAAUUUAUUUCUAAUGUUGUGUUCCCAAAUUAGUGAUUAAAGGCCAAUUUCACCACCUUCAGUUAAGAUUUUAAACAAGAUUUGACAACACUUCGGUGUUGUUUAGUAACGAAUUGCAUAUUCACCAAAUAUUUACUUUCCUCUAAGAUAGAUAACUUUAGCUUAACUUUAAACAGCCAAUUUCUGUCAUUUAACUUCUGAAGAUUUGUUUAGCACACACCAAAAUGGCCGCACAAUAGUGUCAGCUGAUAUUUGAAGAAAAGAACAAGACACUUAAAUAACCUCUAAUUUCUAAGCAGAAAAAAUUAGUUUGAUAUGAUGGUGAGGAUAAUGAUUUAAAUGUGUGUUUUUAACUAAAUAAUGUGCUAAAAGAAAGUGAAUGUCUGCUUAUGUAAAUGUUUUAAAAUAAUAAGUUUAUAUUCUAAUUUUUAAUUAAAUACUUUAGAAUUCAGUUUUGAUUAAAGUUAUAUAUAAACAUUUACACUUGUGCAUGUAGCUGUCUUUAUUUCCUUUUCAUUGGUUUGAAACAAACCUGAAUCAUUAUAGAUGAAAAUAUUUUACUUCCUAAUUAUGUUUAAGUAAAAUAUUUAUCAGUAUUGCAAGGCACUUUUCUUUUUAUUCCACAAAGAGCAAUACAAAAUGUUUGGACAUCUUUAUGAGUUGAAUAUCUCAUUCAUUUCUAACACAUUUAAUUACUAUGAAUAAAGAGCUACAUAUUUAUUGAAAACAAGAUUUUACAAUUAAAUGUAAGCAAGAAAAUUCAGAGGCUGCUAAAUUUUACGUGCACUUCAAACACAUUGUAAAUACAUUUACAUAAUUUUAUUACAUUAAGGUAUGCGAUUUCAACAAAAACAGAAAUAACCUAACCUAAAAAUAAUAUAACAUGUUUGAAAAAUAUUUGUUUGUAAAAUUGAAAUUUUGCCAAAGAAUUAAAAUAACUGCAAUUGAUAGAAUAAAAACAAAAGGUCUUUCAUCUUUUAUUUUGUGCAAUUAAUAAAUAAUACACCAUUUUAUGUACCUCCUGAAUGUAUUAUAUAAAGCUCAUUUCACUAAUUUGUAAAUACACGAGGGUUGUCUGAAAAGUUUCCGACCUCAACAUGAAGAUGGCAGCACUCGUCAACGAAAAUUGGGGAAUGUGUUUAGUCAUGUUUUGGAAUAUAUUGUCUGAAAUUUCAGCCAUUUUGGACGAGCAGUUGUUUUUUAACAAUUGUUUGCGUGAGUCUCUGCAUAAUAGUUGUUUACAAACAUGAUGGCCUCCUCAUUCGACAAAAAUGUCUGCCCUCUGAGUGCAACUUUUAGCCUAGGGAACAAAAAAAAUGUCAAUUGGGUUUAGAUCUUGUGAGUUAGGAGGGUGGUCAAGCAGUUCAAACCGCAGUUCAUAGAUUUUCACCAUGGCAACCCCUGAGGUGUGAGCUGGUGCAUUGUUCUGGUGAAACAAAUUUUUUUGUUUCUGCAAAUGUGACAUUUUUCUGCAAUUUCUGCCUUCAGCUUGUCAAGUAAUGAUGCGUAGUUGUUAUUCUUUUUCCAAAAUAAUUUAUUAAGACAAUGCCAUGACUAGCCUAGAAAACAGUAUCUCUGUUUUUUCUAUGGCCAAAGGAACAGUCUUUACAUUUUUUGGAGCUGAUUCUCCCUUUUGUUGUCGCAGACGUUCAUUGUCACCCGAGCUGGUGUGGCCAUGUUUGAAUUGAGCUGCUCGAAAUAUCCCUGUGGUAAAUUAUGGCGUAGAGUCGCCGUGCACACCGUCCAACUUGUCUUCAUUUAGCGUAGGCGUAUUGCCUUUCAAAAACAAAUAUUUAAUGACACUUCGAUAAACAUUUUUUUUUUUCAUUUUCACAAAAUAAUGCGCAUCGACUCACGAAAACGAUGGUUAAAAAAUCAAUUCACAUCCAAAAUGGCUGAAAUUUCAGACAGUAUAUUCCAAAACAUGACUAAACACACUCCCCAAUUUUCGUUGACGAGUGCUGCCAUCUUCAUGUUGAGGUCGGAAACAUGUGUGUGUCAACUUAGUUUCUAUGAAAAUAAAUAAUUGCAAAUAAUGUAAUGAAUGUUAAUUAAAAUAUUUUUCAUUCUUUAUAAACUGUAUUUGUUUACAAACUUAACUUGAUAUGACCCAAAAAUAGGUCAUAGAAUGGACACUGAUUUAAUUGAAUUUCUAAUGAACUUGAAUAAAGUUAAACUUUGCUUAGCUAUUCAAAGUUACUGAAACACAAUAAAUAUGUGGUGACGUGAAACAGUUUAACAGUGGUUUAAAAAAGUCAGGUAACAUUAAACAAACCUUUGUUAAACAACGUUUUAACGAGAGUGUGGUAAAAUUGGCCCUAAAUGAGCUCAUAUUUACAUAUUUAAAAACCCUAGUUGUAUACAAUUUUUCAUUGUUGAAGGCAGCCAUAUCAUAACUCAAUAUCUCAAUAACUCAGUUUCUGCUAAUUUGUUUCAUCAUAGAUACAUACAGCAAGUAAGCUUCUAUUGUGUCACAUGAUAUUAGAUUGAUUGUAACUAUUGAUUUAUAUGCCGUUGAAACUAUGUGGUUCACGUAUUUUAAUGGUCAUCGCUAUGGAGUGUGUGUGUUUUUGUAAUGUUUUAGUCCAUGGUUGUUUGUGGUUUUUUUUUUCCCUUCUUUUUUUUCUCCACUACUGGUACGAAUACAAAUAGUAUUUUGUUACCAAGUUUGAAAUGUUAGAAAGAAAUAUUCCUUGUUUUGAAUCAGUCACUCGUUUUUUCCGUUACUGUUUAGCAAGACAGUAGUAAUAAAACUUUGAAUUUUUGUUGCAUGUUUUAAACAUUGCUUGUCGUUCAUGUUUUGAUUGUGAAGUCCAAUUCAAACAUUUGUAUUGGAAAAUUCAAAUAUUCACACAGGCCUGGUUAAAAUAUUACCACCAGCAUGCAUGAGUACUGUACCUUUUACACCACUUUCUCAAGCAAGUGUACAAGGUGUAGAACUCAGGUGCAGAAGUUGUAGUCAACACCCACCAGUAACGACACGGUUGUAUUAACUUCAGUACUUGUAACACGAACACCAAGUUAUUGUUGGGGUUUAGAAGUCAUAGGAGUUACAACCAUGCAAACGAAGCCAAUGUUGUAAUGUCUUUGAAUCCUUUUAAAUCUGUAUGUUAACUUUUAUUUCAAUUGGCAACGUUACAAAAAGCCAGUUGUUCGUCAUUAAGAUUAUGUCAUUAGGUAGCGUAUUUAAAUCUUGUUGGGUUGGGUAGUUUCAAUGUUCCAUUAGAUUCCAGUGAGGUUAUGAAAACGUAAUUUUAAGUAUAUUUUUAACAUUUUAUUAAUUUUUAUGUUCCAUUGAUUUUCAUACCUCCUGCAAUACAGUGAUAAUACUCAUUAUAGUCUGUAUAACAUUUCUCUAGAAAUAUUAGAUUGCAAAACAAAGAAACAGGAUGGUUGCAUUUUUAAAUAAUGUUAGAUUAAUUGAACAAAAUGUGUUUUCUCGAAUAUAAUUAAAUAACAUAAUUUAAGUAUGUGCAAAAAAAAAUUCUCUUUUGAAGGUUCAUUUUUUUUUUACUUUGGUUGUAAUGCAAAGCUAUUUUUAGUUUAGUCACAUUACAUAUUCACUAUUUACUCAAGUCAAAAUUUACUCUUUUAUCCAUAUAAUGUAAUUAUUAACAAAUGCAUGAAAUGAGUGUAGUUUUUGUGCUUAUUACAUUGAUGGUGUUUGUUCACAACAAACAUACAAUGUUAUUGAAACAGUUAUUUUGACUAAAUGAAUGGUUGUUAUAAAUACAAUCAACUUUUAACAAUUUUUGGGCAAAUUAUCUGUUUUGUGAAAUAAUUGCAGCACUCAUAAAAAAAUGUUAUUUAAAAUAGAACAUUUGGUAUUGUAAAAUUUUGAUGUCGGGGAGAAAUCACAAGAAUCCUAAUUUUAUGUAUUACUUUGCUUUGAAAUGUAUGUAAAAAAUUAAUAAAAAUAUUAUUCCUUACAUGCAUGUUUAUAAGUAAAAUAACACGUUUUGGUGAGUGAGCUCUGUCAUGCAGUCUAACAUGCCUUUCGACAAGGGCGCUGCUGUAAAAGUAGGUAGUUCGUAAAAUGUUUUGGGACUUGGUUAACAAUUUUAAAAUAUUAACAAUUUUAAAAUAUACUUUUUUAAUAGGUGAUUAUAUUACUCAACACAACAUUUUAAACUUUAGGAUUGCUAUAAAACCUCUUUAUCCCUGCACUGUCAUUUAAAAAAAAAAUUAAAUGUUAGGUAUGCUAUUUCAGUUAAAUUGCCACGUGCUAAUUGCUUGUUAUUACAAAAUCAUGGAACUAUACCUGCUGUUUUCUAUCAACACCUUCUACAUUAUUGUCUGAUCAUUUUGCCAGUGGUAAUAAUUCUUUUAAGACUAUGGGCUGCUUAAGUUUGCAAUUUAUUGUUUAUAUUUCUUAUGACUGUACACAGAUUUAAUUUAGAUACCAGACAAACACAUGAAGCAAUUAACUUCAAAAAGUGUUAAUUUUAACUGAGCACUCUGUAUAGUAAGAUGAUCAUUGAUUGCAGUUAUGCUGAUUAUUAGGGCUGUGUGGUUCUCAGUAAAGGAUUCCGUUAUUAAAAACAAUUUAAAAACACAGAAAAAAGUAGUACACUCUAUGCAUUAAGUGAGUCAGUGUAUGUGAAUGCUUUCCAUGUGCCUGCAAUCACAUAUUUAUAUGUAUUUAUAUUUCAUUAUUUCUUACAUAAUGUCCACCCUGUUUCUUUAAAAAAAAAAGAAAAGAGAAUAAGAACAUUUACAGGUAUAAAAACUACCCAACCCAAUGUUUUAGUAUAAGACUACUUGAAAAUCUCCUGAAAGUGUGUGUAUUCCUCACUAACAGGAACGCACCACUCGAGAUGUAUAGCUGUACAGGUGCUCGGGAGAUGGAGUGGGAUAAUUUUGAUUUACUUGACAGUAAUAAAGUUUUAAUUAAUUUUUAGUUUUAUAUGUAAUUCAAUUGAAUGUAAGAAGAAAUUUGAUUAAUGUAAGCAACACAAGUUUAUGAGUGUGUCUCAUAUUGAGAAUAACAUAAUAAUUAAUAUAGUACUGUGUAUGGGGUAGGGGGUUGACCCCUAAACUCCCUUUGUGGAUGUAUCGAUGUUUGCUAACCUUAAGUGAAGUGUGUUUUGUAUGAGUGCUCUGCUUUUAUAGUUAGUUUUUAAAAGUAGUGCCAAUAGCCUGUGUAAUCUUUUGCCAAAAUAGUUGUGUCAGCAAAAAUGAAAUGUUAGUAAACUACCUGUGUGUGCUGUCUUAACUGCCUCAACACCAACAAAGUGUUGUGUGAGAAUCCUAUGGCUGUUUAAAGACAUGCACUUGGUACAGGCAGACUAGUCAUCUAGUGUAUCUAGUGAUACACUAGUCAUCUAAUGUAUCAAAUGUACCUAGAUAGCACUAUGCUAAACUGUGUUAUUUUGAUAUGGAUAAAGGUACAUAUUAAAUUCAACUAUAUGCCACCAAUUGUGACAAAACUUGAUUAAUUGACAGUUUAACAUUGGGAAAUAAUUAUGCUAAAAGUACAAUGGUGGUGAAAAAAACUUUUCCACAGUAUAUUUAAUGUGUGAGCAGUUAGCUUCACACUAGAUAGAAAAGUUUAAAAUGUCAUCUUUAACAAUGGAUGCUUCACAUAAUCAACUUAUGUUUAUGCUCUAAGGCAUUACAUAUUACCUUUUUAAAGUUGUUAGAAUUAAUCCUAAAAAACUAUACAUUAGUUCCCAUACUUAAAUAACCUCAGAAGUGUACUUAUCAGGGUAAUUAGUUAAGAAAUUCAAUUUUGGUACUAUUUUUAUUACUCUGUGCCAAUUUAACAACACAUAAUUAGCUAUGACUCAACCUAAUACAUUUAUAGUGGAAACAUUUCCGUGUUUUCCUGCUCUCUAUUACUACACCGCCUGUCUGAAUAAAAUAAAAUCAAAAUAAAGAACCUUCAUGAAAUGCAUUAUGAUGACCUAGUGAAGCAGAUUUUAUUAAUGUUUCUGUAUUAGCAUAAUAAUUUGUAAGUCAAUGUGUGAAAAUGCACGCUUAAAGUGAUAGUAUAACAUUAAUGUUUUUGGAUGUUGUUUUGUUCAUGUUUAAAUGUAUUGAUGGUUAGUCUCCAAGAUAGCUUCAGUAUUUUUAUUGGUAAGUGUUUUACUUGUAUUUGUUUCAUUCUUAAUUAUAGAUAGUAAAAAUAGUAUUUAAAAAUUAUACCUGCUCAGAAACAUCUUUAAGUAAAAAAUUUUUAAUUAAAUAGUGGUAUUUUUUCCCUGUGCAUUUAAUGUUGUGAUCUCAAUAAAUCACUUAAUUCUGUUCAAUUGAACUUUAACAUUUCCUAUUGGUCCUAAUGUCCCUGCGGAAAGUGUUGAAAUAUAAUGUUUUGCAUAGUUGUUAGGGUACUCUUUAGAAAGUUAACUCACCGUUUAUGGAUGUAAGUCAAGAAGGAUAAAAUACGACAGAAUUCUUUUGAGUAGAUUUUUAAGAAAGACUACCGUAUAUACUCGUGUAUAGCGCGCCCUUUUUUCCCCUCAAGUAAAGGAAAAAAAUAAGGAUGCGCGCUAUACACGGGAAAAAAAAGUGAGGGUGGAGGCGGGGAGGAGGAUUGGUAGUCGUUAACUGCCGGGUGACGGGUGACGUUUCUGGCCAGCCCCCACACAUACGCACAAGCAACAAGGCCUCUCUUUCACACACACACACACACACAACCUGGUCUCGCACACACAUGCUCACAGCACACACACACACACAUGUUCGCGCGCAAGCUCGCACAUCAUGGUCUCUUGUUUAUUUUUAGACCUCCCCCUCUACAGAAAGCCAGCGCAGCAGCUAGUAAAUUAAAAGAGAGAGAGGGGGGGGGGGAGAGAGAGAGAGAAUGAGAAUGAGAAUGUUGUCACCAGUCCCCCGCCCACUUCCUUCGCGUGGCAUGCUUCAUUUUGCGUGUCCCUAAAAAUGUGUUAACUAUCAGUUGAAAUAUCUAUGUAGAAGCUUCGUGACGGGAGUGGUGGUGUUUAGUCCUGUCAACUGUCAAGGUUACUUGAUGGUCAUAAGCCCGUUCCUGCCUGCCUCCCUCCCUCCCUCCCUCCCUCCCUCCCUCCCUCCCUCCCUCCCACCCGUCCACGUACCAGUUGUGACAAUACAGCGCUUCAUUAUUUUCCGUCUACACAGCAGAGUUUAAGUAUUUUCCUGACGCAUCACCACACAUCAAUUUAAAUAAUCAUUUGUUUCAUAAGUAAUUACUUAACAGGUACCACAAAAUGUUAGUAAAAUUUAUUUAUGGGAAAAAAAAUUUUAAUUUUUUUUUCUUUGGAAUUUGUUGCAAAAAUCAUGGUGCGCGCUAUACACGAGGACGCGCUAUACAUGAGUAAAUACGGUACUUAUUGUAGUUGUUACUGUGGUGUGAUUUCCAGAAAAUAUUUACAUGGUUUCUUGUUUCAUAGUCCAUAGACCCCAAAACCAUCAUCAGCCCAAAAGUUUAUGUGUGUGUGUGUGUGUGUGUGUGUGUGUGUGUGUGUAUAUAUAUAUAUAUAUAUAUAUAUAUAUAUAUAUAUAUAAUCACUUUUUUAUGGAUACAGUAACUGUCAUAAUUUUUCACAAAUCACUUCCUAACUGAUACAUAAAAUACAGAGAUGAAAAAUCUUGGAGGAGUUCGUUAAUUGGCAAAAUCAGACCAAAGGGGUAGAAAUGGGGAAGGUUUUUUUGAAAAAAGAAAAAUUUUAUAAGCUCCCUUAAAUAUGAAAAAUACUGCAUCCAUUCCCUUAGUAGGCACUCUAUCAAAUUCUUUAAAAUGUGUUGUGAAGCUUCUAAAUAUAAUAUAAAACAUUUGUCUGAAACAAUUUUUUGGUUGCCAAUUAUUACUGCAAUAGGUUGAAAUAUAAUCAUAAAAUAUUUUUUAUGUACACUAUCAAAUUUUAAGCCUUGUAAAUAUUAUCUAAAACUUUUGUCUGAAAAAUGUUUUAAUGCAACUAGCUAUCAAUGCAAAGGGUGGAAAAAAAUGUGGUGGUGAAGGAAAAAAAAUUAUAACUACCGUGUUUUAUCGCAUAAUCGUCGCAAAUUUUAUACUAAAAUAGAGUUUGAAAAGUAGGAGUACGAAUUUUUUUGUGAAAAAAUAAUUUUUUGUUAUGUAAAGUUAUUCAUAAAAACAAAACCUAUUCAUAGAAAGAACGAUUAUUUAAAAAGUAGAGUGUACAAAAGCACACCAAACAAUUUGAAUUUAAAAGUCAUUCAAACAAAAACAAUUUGUUCAACUUAAAAUAAAAAAAUGAAAGAGUGUGGGCUAUCAAAUAUAGUUAACUUGGCACUAGACAGAGCAUGCGCGUUGUAUGCAAUCGGUGAGCUAUCGAUAUAGGUAUUCAACGACAUACGCGCACUCUAUACGGGAAUCAACAUAACCAAACAUGAAUGAUGUCAACGUGCGCUGGCUACAUUUUUAUAUGCGGAUCACAGCGGCGACAAAGAAUAACAGAUAAAGGUUCAAACGUUUGAAAAGUCUUUAAAAGAAAAUUUACACAUCAGACAUCUUUGUAUUUCUGUUAAUUAAAUAAGUAAGCGGUAAUAUCCAAAUGAAUAUUAGAUUUCAACUUUAAAAUACAUCUUUUAAAUGGGAAAACUACCUAUACAAAGUGCUUGAAAUCUAACAGCGGGACCAUAAACAUCAUAUGAUGUUUAUACGAGAAUUUUUUUCUUUAAAUUUUGACGCCCUAAAAUAAUGGUGCAACAAUUAUGCGAUAAAACACGGUUACUUACACCUUACACUAUCAAAUCUAUGAACAUUUUUCGUGAACCUUCUAAACAUUUGUCUGAACCAAUUUUUGUAUAUACACAUUAUUCCUGCAAGGCAUUGGAAAAACUGGGGUUGAAAUUAAAAAAAUCAUAACUUAUUUACUAUGUUUACUAUAAAAUCCCUCCAAAUUGAUGCUAAGCUUUCUAAAUAUUGUCUUUACCUUUUGUGUGAAACAAUUUUGUAUACAACUAACCAUUAAUUCAAAUGUUGGAAAAACAAACAGUAGUUGACUGUCAAUAGUUCAUAACUCCCUUAUUAGGAAUUCUUUAAAAUUCAUUUAUAUUAUUCUAAGCCUUCUAAAUUUUAUCUUAUUUAACCGUUUAUUAUUGUAAAAAUGGAUUAAAGUGGUUGAAGGUCAAAAAAAAUUCUCAACUCCCUUUAUGGGUAUAAUACAAAAUUCUUUUUAAGUUACCUUGAACUUUAUUAUUAUUUAAUAUUUCUUUUGUAAGCAAUUUUGAUAUGAUGAACCAUUAUUUCAAAGGAUGAAAAAAAAAUAGGAGAUUGAAGGCAAAAAAAUUUAAUAACUCCGGUUAUAAUCAUAGAAUCAAAUGUGUUCAAAGUAUUUGUCAUUCUUUUUAAUAUUACCAAAAUAUUUUGUCUGAAACAUUUUUCGAUAGCUGCAACCCUUAGUUCAAGGAGCAACUAUAUUUGUUUAGUGCUUAGCCUAUGGGAUGAAAUGUUUAUGUUAUUUUAUGGGAGUUUUCACAAAACAGAACCUACCUGCACCAGACAAAUUCAAGCCCAUAUCUAUGUCAGUCUUAUCAAGAAUAUUUUAAAACUUCUAAGAGAAUACUGGAUGCCUAAAAAACAUUUGAAACAUUUUGAUUGCGUGGAGACAGGAGCGAACAUUUGUAGGAUUCCCGGGGGAAAUUCCGUUUGUCAUUCCUGUUUCACAAUUAAUAAUUUUGCAAGCACAAGCACACCCCUACAGUGAGGGGGCUCUUUAAUUCAAGGAGGGGGAUCCUUCCUGGGAUUUACGCCCAUGCAUGGAGUGUGUGAAAAUGUAUCUUUUUUUUUUAUGCUGAAGACUAUGAAGAAUUUUUCGUACAUAGGGUUUUAAAAUUUUCCAGACAUUUGUAGAAUGCUCAGGAAGUUUCCAGAACAUUCCAAAAGAAAUAGGAACUUCAAAAUCUACCUAUGCCUCUUGGCUGUGCCAAAAGGAAUUUUUAUGUUGAUAUGGGUCUCAUUGUGAGAGUUUACAUAUUUGUGAUAGUGGUGUUAGGAGGCACUCCGUGUUAAUUCUUGUGCAAUGGGAGCCAGCUAGAUUUCGUCUUGGAAUAAUUAUACUCAUGCAGGCUCAUAAAAAUGGCCUGCAGGCAUGUGCCUGGUUUAUGUCAGACGGUUGGGAGAGCUGAGAGCAGCAGACGAGCGAAAGCGACUAGGGUGUAAAUGGCUGUGGUUGGGACCUUGUGCUGUCUGUUAACAAAAGAUAUAUUUAUCCAGAAUAACACUGAAAACACUAAUUAGACACUAAACAUAAGCAAUGACAAUAUUAUAUACAAAAAAUCUAAACCAUUAUUAAAAAUAUACAACUAUGUAAUUAAAUAAAAAUGUAAAUAAAUUAUAUUAAUACAAUUUUAUUAAUAUUAAUUGAGGUUAUUAAUUUAUCAUGGUUAAAUAAAAGCACUAUUGCUAUACAGUAAAACUCUGUUAAAUGUUUCUGCUUAUAAUGUUUUCCUGCAUAUAACAUUUCACAAAUGGUGCAUUUCCUGCUUAUAACGCUUGCUUUAUAAAAUUCAAUAAAUGGAAAAAGAAGGAAGGUUUUAAAUACCUAACUAUUCCAAAAUUUAUCCCAUCUGUUGAGUUUUAAUAUGUUGAAAGGUUUACUUUACACUUUACAUGCAUUUUUGUUUACAAUCACUGCUAUACCAUAGAUGUAGAUUGUUUAAAUAGGAUUCUAUGUAAAAACAAAGUCUAAGUGCCAGAACACUAGUGCUACACAUUAGUGCUGGCUAAUGCUUUGUAUUCAAUAUAUUGAAGAUGCAUAACAUUUGCAGUUACAUGUCUGUUGGAACCCUUGUCUUAAAAAAAAUCCUUCAGUUUCUUGCCAUUCUAAUGUGAUUUCAGAUGUACAUACGUAGUUUUAUGAUAUUUUAGUUUGCCAGCUGUUCCCCGAUGGUAAAAAAAGUGUUUUCUAUUGCUGAUAAAAAGAGUUUAAUUUUUUUAUUCGUAGGUAGGAAUCCCAAAAUUACACAUUUUCAAGUGGCAAAAAAGUUGGAACUGGGCAUUCCUACUCUAAACAUCAUUGUCACGAAUCAUGAGACAAUUUGUGGCAGUGUGUCUUUAAAGACAAAUAAAAUAGAGGCUGGAAGCACAAGAAGUGAAAAAUUGUUGGCUUGGUUAAACAUAUUCAAGCAUUGAGUGUACUCAUCAGUGGUUUUAAAAUUAAAUUUGUGUACAUAGCAUGACGAGUCCAUUGGUAAAAGGUUCAAAUACUGACAAGUGCUAAAUUUAUAUUUCCUGCUUAUAAUGUUUUUUUUUUCCUUAAUCUCCCUUGAAAAACGUUAUAACAGGGUUCUAAUAUAAUAUUAAAACCGUCAAGAACGGAUACAAAACAAAACACUCUAAAUAACACCACCAAAACACUGCUGCCAACCCUUGAGGGUUGUCUGCUCACUGUUAGAACAGCUGCCUGCGCACACACAGUGGUGCACGUAUUGGACCAUAAACAUGGCACAUCAAAAAGUGCAAAGUGCAUUCAGUUGAGGGAAUAACGGUAUUUCAUUUUAAUGUGUGCUGUGCUUCCUAUCCCAGCAGUUGCACACUUCAUUUCCCAGUAACCAAAUUCGUCUGACUUAUUUUCAGAAGUGCCCAAUACUGCAAAUUGUUUUUAGUUUUUAUAAGUUAUUAUGCCUCACUACAGAAUUAUGGUUAUGGGUUGGUAACUACAGUGAGCUAUUUGCAUGGAACCCUCUUUGUUUCCUUACAAGCAACUGUGAACUAGCUUGAGUCCUUUGAGGCUCAUUACUAUGAUUGUAUGUAAAUCAGGAAGGGUGUUAGACAGUACUUUUGUUCUUGUUUUAGCCAUUAAUCCCUUCGCUGGAUCAACAGAAUGUUAACCUUGUUACAAAAUGUUAUCCUAGUUUGUUCUGUGUGUGUUAGGAUUCAACCUAGCUAGGGAUAUGUUAUAUUUAGUCAAAGUGAUGCCUGGUGCAAGUAUUGUUGUAUUUCCUUUAAGUACAAGACUUUAAACUAGCAAUGUUUUUUUUGUAAUUUCUGACUGAGAUUUAAGUGGGGAUCCAUUCAUACAGAUGGGAUGUGUCUUUGUUAAAAUUUUUUCUUAAAAGUAUUUUGCUGUUUGUUGACUGAAGUACAUGCUGCUUUGUAGGUAUACAGUUUACAAAUCUAGAUUGACAUUUUCUGAUAAGAGCAUUGUUAAAUUCGGUAGUUGUGUUCUCGGAUGCCCCAAAAUACCAAUAUUGUGUUGCUUAUUGGUAACCAUGCAGUGCAUAUAUGAAAAGAAUUGCAGGAACAGAAUUUACUACUAAUGAAGAAAUAAACAAGUAUUUACUCAUUUCAUUAUAAAACUUGUUAUAUUUUUUGGUUAUUUAAAAUUACUAUAUUGAAUUUUUUUUAGUUGCACUAUACUAUCUUUGCACAAAAUCAGUGCAUCGUAAUUAUUAAAUAGGAGUUCAUAUUGUCAGCUGUGUUAUCAAAAGACCAUAAAUUUCAUUUAAGAAACAGCUUGCAUGCAUAUUAUCUUAGAUUCUAACUCUUAAACUUGUUAUAUGCCUUAGACAUAAUUUAAUAUGUUGCAUUAAAAUAGGUGCCAGCCAUAAAUGGUUUGAAUAAAGGAAACCUGCAAAAAUUGUAUUUAUGUAAUCAAAUCUUGUAAAUUUGUUGCAAUGUUAGUGUCUACUUUUGCUGUUGCACUAGAUAUUCAUGUAUCUCAAAAGGAUGGUUGUACAUUAUUAUUAUACUUAGAGCAGGUUUUAUUAAUGUGUUUAAGAUUGUUUUAAAACUUGUUGGUAAUGUUAUUUUGGUGGUAUAAAGGUGAUCAGUUUUGUUUGUAUUUUGUAUCUAAAUACAUUCAUUUUUUCUUCUUUUGUAGUCAUGUUCCAGUACAAGCUGGAAAAGUAAUGUUUUCUUGUAAAAAAUUUUAAUAGUGCAUUUAUUAAAAAUUUGUUGAUUUUGAAUGGAAUGUAUUUAAGAUACUGGAAAGCUUGCCUUUAGAGUUUAAAAAAGUGUAUAUGUAUUAAAUUAUUUUAACUUUUACAGGCAAAAUAAUUUAAUGAAAUGAGCCAUUAUAAUAAUUUAUUUAUUAACUUAAUUCAUUUUAUACAUAUUUAUUAAUGAAGUAAAACUUCAGUGUGAUUUUGUGAAUUUGAUAAAAUGCAUAGUAGUUACAGAAUUUUGGUUUGUUGUUAUGUUGCUGAAUAAAUCAGUGAUGGCCAACUGAUCCGGCCCAUGGUAUUGUUUAACACAGCCCGCGUAAAGAAGACAGCAAUCACAAGUAAAUGAUUAGAUUUAGACUUAGCACAGCUGUCAUUGUUGUAAAACAUAAUUUAUUUUCUUUGAAUUGUUACAUUAUUUUUCUGUCACUAACCAAAUAUCACUAUUUUGAAGAUAUAUUAUUAUUUCUAAAAUAAUUUUUAUGUGUACAUUUAUUGUCAGCCCCAGAGACAUGGACACUAAUAAACAUACUUGAAACAUGAUGCAAUCAUAGGUAUGCCACAAUAGUACAAUUUCUUAUUCAGCAAAUAACAAUUACCUACAUCUAUUUCAAUAGAUCAAUAUGUUAGAGCAUUCAUGUUUUAAUUACUAAUAUUGUUUACUUUGCUUUUUAUUAAUGUAUGGUUUUUGAACAUUGCAACUGCUGUUAAAUCAUUUUUCAACAUUAUAGAUGUAAAUAAUGAAAAUCAUGCUUUCAGUGAAGAUUGAGAAUGCUUAGACUUACACAGCUUAUUCCAAUAAAAUUUCUUAAUCUCAGUGUUAAGUCUUUAGAAUUAAAAUAAAUUUUAACUUUAACAAAUCUCAACGUAUUGACCAAGAUAUGAACAUUAUAAAAGUGAGUUACAAUGUUAAAAAAUUAUUAUGGUAUGUUACUGUGUUUAGUUGGGAUUUUAAAGCUGAAUAAAUGUAAUUUCCCCACUUGAAACUGCACUAGGAGGUGCUGCAUGUGAAAUCAAUUUUUUCAAUACUGCUACACUUGGCAAAAUAAUUUACCAGUCAGAGUAGGCAUUACUUUUUAACACACUGCAAAAUUCUUCUCAUUUUUAGUGGAAAGGGAAUCUGUUUAAUUGUUUAAUUAAGUCAGAUUUUGUUACGUGGAAUGAAAUUUUUCUAAAGUGCAUUCCACCCUUCAGUAACUCAUUCAAAUAUAUCAAUUUUUUUAAUUAGCUUUUUUCACAGACAUUACUAAACACUUUUUAUUUAAAAAUUGGCACAGCAAAAAUUAUUAAUCUUCCAACUAAUGUAGUUUCAUUGAUGGUUUAAAAAAUAAAAUGUAAUAUUUAAAUUUGUUUUGGAACAAAAUUAAAUUUUUCUGUUAGAAGUUAAAAAAGUAGACAAUAUUUUUUUCUUUGAAGUAAGCUCAUAAAGAAAGAUAUAAACUGAAUUAUUUCAUAAUGCAACAAGCUACUUUCAAGAUGCAACUAAAACUGAGUUUUGGAAGCUGCUUUCCUGCAAAUUUUAUUAACUUUUAAUGAAUUGUUUAGUUUGUGCAACUAUGUAUGUGUACAAAACUGCUCUUUGAGCAGUAAAACACAAGAAAUAUAAGACGAGGAUCAUACAUAUUCUUCAUGUGGCUAAAUUGGAUGUAGAGGUAGUCUUAAAAAAAUUGAUACAUGAUGUUCAGACAUUAUUAUGUUUUCAGUGAUAUGCUAAAAUAUUAUUUAUGUUUAGGUACUGAACAUAUUUCACUAGAGCCGGUACCUGGGUUUUUUCCCCGAAAAACCGUGAACUUAUCUUUUCUAAAAAAGUCAGGCAGGAAAAUGAUUUUUUUCUAUUACCCGAUUUUAUUUUGGUUGUAUGCAUGUCCAUGGGCCAAACUUGUUAACAAACUAUUUUCAAAGAAAGCACUGCACUUUAACCUAAUUCAAAUACAUGCACAUAAUUCAAAAUGCACCAUUUUCAGCAUAUCAAACCCAAACUAUUAAUGGUGGCAUAAAAAAUAUUCACUAGCACGAUCAUAAGCACUUAAUUCAGUAUUUGAAACAUACACUAAAUAAUCAAAGUAAUUUGUUACUGUUGUGAAACUAGUGAAACAUAUCUCGUUUAUGACUGAAAAGACAAAUAUUAGACACUUAAACAUAUAAGAAACAGUUAUUUUUUUGUAUUGUAUUGCAUAUUAAAAUAACACUAAAAUAAAAUAAAUAAAAAUUUGGCUAUGGCCAUGGACUACAUUAACAACAAACAUGGGAAUAAUGCUAUGAACAAAAUGUAAACACAUUAGUUUGUUAAAUCAGUAGUUGUUACGAUCGAUCUACCAACAUGUUUGUACAGUAGUAUGCUGCAUUUAUCUAUAUCACUAUAGGCAUUGCAACUUGCAGCUUGAAAGUAACACAAACAACCGUAAUAAUGGAGUGGGAAUUUGUGGUAAAUGUGUUUGUAAUAUUGCAGAAUGUGUACAUGGUUGCAGUUAAUAACUAAAUACAGUGGAUUAAUUGGGUUAUAAGUCAAAAUAGUAGCUAAUUUUCUCACUAUUUUGCAAAUUAGGCUUUUUGAUUUACUUUGGGGGUUAUCAAAAUCAUAUAAGUUUAGCCUUAUUUCAUGGUAUUUUGCAGCCCUUGAAUAUUACCUGCCUCUAUCAGUGUAUAAUCUCUAGAUUUGGGCUUACACAAUCAGGACAACAUUUUUCCUGUAUAAAACAUGGUAUGGAAAUUUUUUUAAUAUGUUACCGGUACCUCAAUAUUUUUUAUGCCACUCAAAAUUCUGUAUCCUAUCCAGAUCUAUUUAACACCAUAUGUUUUAAGUAUCUUAGAGUAAAACACAUUUUUCAUUAUUUAAUAACAUAUGUAUUUCAAUAACAAAGAAAAUAAUCAAUUUAUCUGUUCUGUUGUUCUUGGAUUAGUUUUGAAAAUAUAGGGGACCAGAUUGAAGAUUGAAGUUGGCCAUCACUGAUUUAUACUGUAAUGUUUUUGUAUGCCUUUACAAAAUUGUGUGCACAACUGAAAUACAUACAUGCAAAGAGUAAAACAUCAACUUUUUUAUGAUUCUGAAUGUUUUUAAAAUUAAAUAUAUUAUUUUAUUCAUUAAUAAUAGUGAAAUAUGCGUUGAAAGAAAAUACAGAUAUAUAGUCACAUAAUUUUGUUUUAUGGAAACCAGACAUGGAUUGUGCUAGAUCAAAUGUCAGUAUUAUGUGUAAAUGUAAUCUAAAAUUUAAAGUAGAUGAAACAACAAAGGUCAGUGAUUCUAAUGUAUUUAAAUAUUUGUUGUUUGUAUAAGACGUGUUUUACAUAUGUACUGUUGUCCACUCAUAGUUUCAUCCUACUUCCGUUGUGUGUUGCUGUUUUCUUUGUAAGGAUAUAAUUUUUUGAAUGCAGAUAUGUAAAAACUUUUUAAAUAUAUGUGCAGUCAACUCUGUAGUAUUUGCUUUAUUUUGCUUUUGAAAUUAAUAUUAAGUUUUUUAUUUUUAAUGAAACAACAUUUAAAUAUUCUGUGGCUUUGCACGCCAGCUUAGCAUACAUGAGGUGCAUUACUUGAAUAUGUGAGACAAAGAAUUCAUAGUUACAUUCAUUGAAAGUUGUGAAUCAUGCCGUAAUUAAAAAAGCACAGAAAUGAAAUCACGGCCAUGCCGGAUCAGCAAUCUUGCUGUAUAAUCAAAAUUCAGAAUUGAAUUAUUUCAAUGGGAAUACUGUGGAUA
Bacillus rossius redtenbacheri is the source of this 21124-nucleotide messenger RNA. RefSeq names its product bromodomain-containing protein homolog. Gene Ontology annotation, molecular function: protein binding. The record is from RefSeq and is a predicted model, not a curated record. Gene Ontology annotation, cellular component: MOZ/MORF histone acetyltransferase complex. NCBI's taxonomy places the organism in Eukaryota, Metazoa, Arthropoda, Insecta, Phasmatodea, Bacillidae. The coding region runs from base 313 to 4086 and encodes 1257 amino acids. Gene Ontology annotation, biological process: regulation of transcription by RNA polymerase II. The transcript is spliced from 20 exons.